GAUACAUUGCGGAUUUGAUCCUCUCGAACACGGCCAUGGACUACAUCACAGAAUAACAUCAGAUGUUGCUAUUCUAAACUGCCUGCUUUGAGUUCUACAGAUUUGUUAGCUGUUUAGUUGUAUGUUUAAGUUUAUUUAGCUUUAUAUGAAAACACCAUGUCGGUGGCGUUUGCACCUCACAGACAACGUGGAAAGGGUGAUAUAACACCCGCUGGAAUUCAAAAGUUACUGGAUGAGAACAAUCAGCUGAUUCAAUGUAUAAUGGAUUUCCAGAGCAAAGGAAAGACCGCAGAAUGUUCACAGUACCAACAAAUGCUCCACAGAAAUUUGGUUUACCUGGCCACGAUAGCAGACUCCAAUCAGAACAUGCAGUCUCUGCUCCCUGCUAAGUGUGACUCCCCUACUCCUCCAGAGGUAAAGCUUGAACCACCCACUCAGAACAUGCCCAUGGGCCCUGGUGGGAUGAACCAGAGUGGAGCACCUGGCCCCCAGCCCCCCCACGGACACAACAUGCCCUCGGAGGGCAUGGUCAGCGGCGGCCCCACUGCCCCACACAUGCAGAACCAGAUGAACGGACAGAUGCCUGGGCCCAAUCACAUGCCCAUGCAGGGCCCCGGGCCUGGCCCCAACCAGCCUCCCAACAUGCCUGGCAGUGGUGCCAUGAACAUGCCCCCUAGCAGCCACGGCUCCAUGGGCGGCUACAACCACGCUGUGCCCUCGUCUCAGGGCAUACCUGCCCAGGGCCAGAUGAACAUGACGCAGGGACAGGGACCCAUGGGCAACUACGGACCCCGGCCCAACAUGAACAUGCAGCCUAACCAAGGCCCCAUGAUGCACCAGCAGCCUCCCUCCCAGCAGUACAACAUGCCCCCUGGGGGUGGCGGGCAGCACUACCAGGGCCAGCAGAAUCCAAUGGGCAUGAUGGGUCAGGUCAACCCAGGCAACCAUGUCAUGGGGCAGAGGCCCAUGCCCCCUUACAGACCCCCACAGCAAGGACCCCCUCAGCAGUACCCAGGGCAGGAAGACUACUAUGGGGACCAGUACAGUCACGCAGGACAGGGAGCUUCAGAAGAGCGAGACCCAGCAGCCAACCAACAGUCCCCCUAUGAAAAAGAUCAUGGAAACGCCCAGUAUGGCCAGCAGCAGGAGGCCUACCAGCAAGGUCCUCCUCAACAGCAGGGCUACCCCCCACAGCAGCAGUACCCCGGACAGCAGGGCUAUCCUGGACAGCAACAGGGUUAUGGUCCGUCCCAGGGAGCUCCAGGCCAGUACCCCCAGGGUUACCCCCAGGGCCAGGGGCAGCAGUACGGGGCCUACCGGGGCCCCCAGCCCGGCCCCCCUCAGGCCCAGCAACAACGCCCAUACCCAGGCUACGACCAGGGACACAUGAGGAAAUAAAGACCCGGGGAUUUGAACCCCUGACUAGCUCUGUAAGAAGCAAAGGGUCAAUAUGGAAAUUACCAGCAAUGAGAGAUGGUCAUGGCAGUCAACAAGAGCCCUGCUCUGACCUCUAACCUCUAAACUCGGCUGCAGCUCACUGAGACACCCUCUCUUUCUCUCACACACACACACACACACACACACACACACACACACACACACCAUUUGUGGUCCUUAUGUGAAAAGUGUAAUUUUUGUUAAUGUCGAUAAUGAGAUGAUUUUGUCCACUUCCAUCACUUCGCUUCUGGUCUGUGUUAGUCUCAAAGCAGUGAUGCCUUAAAACGAAACAGAGCUGCCUUAUACAGAGCCCUGCAGAUUGUGAAAUGGGCAAAAAUAACAAGUUACAUUCAUUUUUGGGAUAUAACAGGACAGAAUUGUACAGAACUGAACUUCACACUCAUGUAGUGCAAUGUUUCUCCAUCCAAUAGCCCCCCCGUUCAUAAAAAGCAAUAAUGCCAAUGGGAGGGGUGGGACAGAGGUGGCGUGAGGAGAUCUUGCAUCUGAAACAAAAUUCUGUUAGGCCAUGGUACAUGUCAACGUGUGUGAUGAUGUAAAAAUCUAUUUUAUGCUUUUUAGAUUAAGCUAACUUUGUAUAAGAAUUUGGAGACUAGUAUCGUUAAAUAUUUUUUUUUAAA
Messenger RNA from Salmo salar (Atlantic salmon), 2075 nucleotides. RefSeq names its product SS18 subunit of BAF chromatin remodeling complex. The record is from RefSeq and is a predicted model, not a curated record. Gene Ontology annotation, biological process: positive regulation of transcription by RNA polymerase II. Gene Ontology annotation, cellular component: nucleus. Gene Ontology annotation, molecular function: transcription coactivator activity. NCBI's taxonomy places the organism in Eukaryota, Metazoa, Chordata, Actinopteri, Salmoniformes, Salmonidae.